This is a messenger RNA of Manis javanica (Malayan pangolin), 2356 nucleotides long. It is a transcript of the gene VGLL2, whose product is annotated as vestigial like family member 2. Gene Ontology annotation, cellular component: nucleus. NCBI's taxonomy places the organism in Eukaryota, Metazoa, Chordata, Mammalia, Pholidota, Manidae. Gene Ontology annotation, biological process: regulation of DNA-templated transcription. The record is from RefSeq and is a predicted model, not a curated record.
CCCGGUCCCUGAGCGCAGUCCGGGCUGGACCUGCGGGGGUUGGGGGGAGCGUGCGAGCGGGAGCCCGAGCCGCGGAGCGCGCUGCCCUGCUUCGUCGCCGAUGACUCGGGAAGUCGCGACCCAGCGCCCCCCAUGCAGGCCCCCUGCGCUCUGCAGACUCAGAGUUGAUAAUAAUACACCUACCCGACUCCGCUGCGGGGAGCCAUGAGCUGUCUGGAUGUUAUGUACCAAGUCUAUGGUCCUCCCCAGCCUUACUUCGCAGCCGCCUACACCCCUUACCACCAGAAAAUAGCCUAUUACCCAAAAAUGCAAGAAGCCCAGGAGUGUGACGCCAGCCCCAGUGACAGCAGUGGCAGCCGCAGCUCUUUUUCCAGCCAAACACCGGCCAGUAUAAAAGAGGAAGAAGGCAGUCCAGAGAAAGAGCGCCCUCCAGAGGCUGAGUACAUCAACUCCCGCUGCGUCCUGUUCACCUAUUUCCAGGGGGACAUCAGCUCUGUGGUGGACGAGCACUUCAGCAGGGCCCUGAGCCAGCCUAGCAGCUAUUCCCCAAGCUGUACAAGCAGCAAGACACCGAGGAGCUCCGGGCCCUGGCGGGACGGCUCCUUCCCAAUGAGCCAGCGCAGCUUCCCCGCCUCUUUCUGGAACAGCGCGUACCAGGCGCCCGUGCCCGCGCCGCUGGGCAGCCCGCUGGCCGCCGCGCACUCGGAGCUGCCCUUUGCCGCCGCCGACCCUUACUCUCCGGCCGCGCUGCACAGUCACCUGCACCAGGGCGCGGCGGAGCCCUGGCACCACGCACACCCGCACCACGCGCACCCCCACCAUCCCUACGCGCUGGGCGGCGCCCUCGGUGCCCAGGCCGCCGCCUACCCGCGGCCCGCCGCGGUGCACGAGGUCUACGCACCGCACUUCGACCCGCGCUAUGGGCCUCUGCUGAUGCCCGCCGCCUCCGCGCGCCCUGCCCGCCUCGCUCCCGCCCCGGCGCCCGCGCCCAGCAGCCCGUCCUGCGAGCUCUCCGGCAAGGGCGAGCCGACCGGCGCCGCUUGGGGCGCGCCCGGGGGACCUUUCGCGAGCCCCGCGGGAGACGUGGCCCAGGGCCUGGGCCUCAGCGUGGACUCAGGUUUGCAGCCUCGGGACAAAAGCAAGGAUCUGUGCUGGUGUUAGACAGCCCACCUUCUUCCCUCUCGCCGUUAUUCCCUCUGUGGUGCAUCCCUCCUGAGCUGAUCUGCUGACCCAGGGUUUCCCCUUCCCUUUCCCUUCUGACCAGCCACGGAGGCUCAGCACCUGUGCCUCUCACUUCAUGGAUGAGGACGUUGGGGAAGGCAGAGACUUCAAACUUCUCCGUGAAUUGGGAAAACCAAAACACACAUCUACAGAAAUUUUGUCUAAAAAUAAUUCCUUCUGCCAUAAGAGCAGAUCCAGACUCUGAAUUAUGUGUAAUGACUUUUGAGGAGAUCACUGGAAAUAUCUAUGGUAAGCUCACUUAGGUGGUAUGGUGUCAUAAGUUUUCUUGGAAAGCGAAAGAAAAUGAGACAUUUUGGUGUGAAUAUUUUUUAUGCUGAUGUGAAUUAUUUCAUUAAGUAGUGUGAUCAUAGCACUACAGAUGUCAAUAUCCUCAGAUUUAAAAUGUAUUUGUAUUUGCAUUGAAGACUGUGGUAGAGAAAUAAAAAGAAACCACGUCCUGCUUCCUCAUCUCGUGUAGCCUGCAGCUCCCAUCCUGCCUACAUAGCCCCUCCCUAGAGCACCCACGGCAGACACAAAGACACACUUUUUCCUUUGGACUGUGAACAUGGAAGCCCCAGCCUGAAUGUGAGUGGCAAGUGGCUUAUCUGGAGCCGCCUGCCCAAGUCUUACUGAAAUGCAGCUGUUGUAGGACAACUGUUCAAAGCUCCAGAAAUACAUCGACCAAGGUGGCACUUCCCAGUGUUUGGUACAACAAUUGCAAUUGCACUGGAUAUAUUUUAUAUAUGUGUGUGUGUUUAUAUAUAUAUAUAUCAUAUUUUUUACAAGGAACAUUUAUGAUGAAAGAAAAAACCCUUCUCUGCCUUCUCUCCCACUAAUUCUGUUCCUCCCUCCCUCCCUCCUCCUCUGGUGAAAAAAAGCAACAAGAGACCCCAACUGUCUCCUUGAAGAGGGAGGAAUCAUCACAAAAAGCAGAAAUGUCCAUAGAGUCUCCAAUACCUCGAUUUUUUCUGUCUAUGGUCAUGAUUUGGUCACUUGAGUGUUGGGACAGGGAGAGGGGUCUGUUCAUGGGCAAAGCUGAAGGCGAUGAGGAAAAAGAAAUGAACAUUAAAGGUGUCUGUUUACUACAAGGUUGCUGUGUUGUUUCAUCAAAAAAAUAAUAAACAUCGUAGUUUUU